CUCAACUUUGCUUCCACUUCAACCAGUCGCAGGCAGCAGGCUGUGUCGACAAUGGCUGACCAUCUCGACGAUAACGCAACGGCAUCGACGUCGUCCUCGUCCCAGUUUGAGACUUUGCCGCCACGCUCAGAGUACCGCUUCGAGCUUGAAGCAGGGGAACGCUUAUCCAUCCGCCUCGUGCCCGAAUCGGGCGAUGCAGAGAUCUUUGGUGCUUCGCUACUUGCGGGUGAUAAUCGAUGGUACACCUUUGGUGAGGAGGCAAAGGGGUGUGUAUGCUCGUGGAACGGAUGUCAAAUUGAGCUGGCUCCCCCACCAUCUGCCGCCUACUUGUCUCUCGAGCCCUCACCCACCUUUUCCUCUUACGCCAACCUUCAUCUCCACCUCGAGAAAGCAAGACUACGCGCUCGUCAACAGCUGCGGGACGAUGCGCAUCUAAUUGGGGACCUGCGAGCCACAUCUGACGCCCAAGUAGACGAAGGAGCAGAGCAAGACGUCGACCUCUACCGGCCAGAAGGCCAAGGACCACGCAUCUUGCUUCUGGGGCCGCAGUCAUCGGGCAAGUCGAGUCUGGCGCGCUUGCUCUGCAAUUAUGCGCUCAAGAGUCCCGCGACUACGGCUACGGGCCAGGAGGAGAAUGGAGACCAAGGCGCUAACGGAGCCAGUCAACCUACGGGCUGGUGGCCUAUCCUCGUCAAUCUCGAUCCUGGUACAGGCUCUCUUCCCUUGCCCUGCAACAUCUCAGCCUCUCCUCUCUCCCCUCUCCCGCAAGCAGCCCUCGGCUCAUCAACACCAGCCCUGCCCUUUGGCCUCACCACGCCUGUGUCCGGUGCUCUCCCCCCGACAGCCCAUUCCGUCUCCUCUUCAUCGCCCAUCUCCCUCUGGCUCGGUCGCGAACACUACCGCGACGACUCGGCCACAUCCACGGGCGGGGACGAGCAUGGACGCGCCAUUCUUACCAAGCUGGCAUCGCGGCUUGAAGCACGAAUGUGCAGGGAUCCGCGAGCCAGGACGAGCGGCUUCGUCGUGGAUACGGCGGGUACGUCGAGCGCAGAUGCAAAGACAAAGUACGCCCUCAUUAAGGACAUCGUGCGCUUGUUUCACAUCGACCUCGUCCUCGUGCUGGGCCAGGAAAAGGUCACAAUCGACCUCACCCGCAUCUUUGCCAACCAAGCAGAGGGGUUCACCAAUCCACGAGUGACAGUGCUCAAGCUGCCCAAGUCGGGUGGGGUGGCAGAGAUUGACGAAGAGGCCAAAGCGCGGCUGAGGGCCAAUCAGGUGCGCACCUACUUCUAUGGCGGGAGUGGGACGAAUGGCGCCACCAAGAAGAAGGCGGGUAAAGACGCGGGCGUCGAUGAGGGCGAGGCGGCUAGCAAAAGCAAAGCCGCGGAUGGAGAUCGUGGGACCGACUCUCUGGCUGGCCUCCCGGCGUUGAAUCCUUACAGUCAGACCAUCCCGCUCGACCUUCUCGAGGUGUAUCGCGUAGGCCAAGAGAGCAUGGCCCCAUCCUCCGCUCUCCCCAUUGGAGCCUCACGCGCCCUCUCGGCCUCUACGCUCACCCAGCUCGACCCACUCAACUCAGCAGCAGACCAAGCCUCGCUCCUCAACGCAGUCCUCGCCCUUGUGGACCCGCCUGGCACGCAAGGGGGUGGAGGCAAGGGUCAGAAGGACAGCGAGGUUUGGAUGGGCGAGUUGGGCGAAGAAGAGGGGAAACGAAGAUUAGGCACGCAGACUGUCCGCGGGUUUGUACACGUUCAGAGCAUCGAUGUCGCCAAGAAGAGGAUGACCGUGCUCAGCCCUACGCAGGGGAGGUUGCCCACAAAGACGGCGUUGUUGGGGACAUUGGAUUGGCAGGAUGCGUGAGCGGUGCGUGCGUGGACGAGAGGACAAGCAGGCGAUGGUUGAUCGGAGGCAAUGUCUAUGCUAGAUGUCAGAUUAGAAGAGGAGAGGUGCAAAGGAGCGAGAGAAGGCGCGGCUGUACAAUGCGCUCCCCUUUGCUUGCAAGUCAUUACGAAUCCGCCAUCUCGAUGCAAUCCAGUCUAUCUACCCCUUCGUCGUUCUACGCAGCCGCGCCCACUGCUUUCCCUUGAGCCCUUUUAGCCUCCUCAGCCUCCUGCGCCAAAAAGCGCUGUCCUAAUGCGCCACCGGGAUGGUUCUUAGCAAAUUCUCUCUCCCCCAGCCCGAGAGCCUUCGCACAGCUGAGCACCAACGAAUCGCCCAUCGCGAGUGCCGUGGUCGUACUACUGGACGGGGCAGGCAAGCAAGGGUCCGCCUCAUCCGUUCCC
This is a messenger RNA of Jaminaea rosea, 2282 nucleotides long. RefSeq lists its product as hypothetical. Bases 52 to 1860 code for a protein of 602 amino acids. The record is from RefSeq and is a predicted model, not a curated record. Gene Ontology annotation, biological process: tRNA splicing, via endonucleolytic cleavage and ligation. Gene Ontology annotation, molecular function: polynucleotide 5'-hydroxyl-kinase activity. Gene Ontology annotation, cellular component: mRNA cleavage factor complex; nucleus. The transcript is spliced from 2 exons. Lineage: Eukaryota; Fungi; Basidiomycota; Exobasidiomycetes; Microstromatales.